AUGUUUAAGCCACUAAAAGCAAAAUUCAACAAGGUGAAGCCUAAAGAAGGAAGGAAGAACGAAGAAACUAUUAAGCCGGACUUUCCAGCUCAGCCAUCCUUGGGCCAGAGAGAAUAUCAAGCUGAAAAGGAGCUUCCUAAAGCCAAGAUGUUUUCAGCCUCAGGUGAACCAUCACUCCCCAAAAGAAAAGAUGUAAUUCCAGGGGAGAAUUCUCCCACAGGCUGGAACUUAAAUCCUGACCCUGUACAUCUUCAAAAUUCAGAAGAACCAAGCAGAAUGACAUCAAUGCAGGAGGAAAAGAAUAAUUGGGAAAAAGAAGCAGUCAAUUCAGAAAAAAAGCCACAUCAGAACCCCAUCACAAGUAAAUAUGUUGAAACUCAGCUCCAGGACUUUGCUAAAAGGAUGCAUCAAAGGACAGCCCUCUAUAAGAAAAAGUUGCAAGAGGGUGAAUUGUCUUCCCCUGAAGUUAGUCCCAAAGCUGCUGCCCCUGCAGGUCCUCCUCCCCACCCCAAAGAAGAUGAGGCUCAAGGAGAAGAGGAACCCUACUGUGACAUGCUAUGUUGCAGAUUCAAGAAGGUCCCAUUGAAGGAGUAUCUGAAGAAGAUGAAAUUGCCAACCAGUAUAGAUUCACAAACAGAUGUCUCCUAUGUCUUGUGGCUCUUGUUAGUCACUAUUGCUUAUAACUGGAACUGCUGGUUUAUUCCAAUGCGCCUAGCUUUUCCCUAUCAAACGCCAAACAACAUGAGAUACUGGCUAGUAAUUGACAUCGUCUGUGAUAUCAUAUACCUGAUUGACAUGCUGAUAAUACAGCCCAGACUGGAAUUUUUAAAAGGAGGAGACAAAAUAAUAGAACCAAAGGAGUUGAAAGAACACUAUCGGACUUCUGCAAAAUUUAAGCUGGAUCUCGUGUCAAUAAUACCAUUCGAUGCUCUCUACUUCAUUUUUGGGUUUAAUCCGGUAUUUAGAACAAAUAGGACACUAAAGUACACCACAUUCUUUGAGUUUAAUGACUGCCUGGAGUCUAGAAUGGACAAAGCAUAUAUCUACAGGAUCAUUCGUACCACUGGAUACCUGCUGUUCAUCCUACAUGUUAAUGCGUGCAUUUAUUACUGGGCUUCAGACUAUGAAGGAAUUGGUAGCACUAAAUGGGUGUAUGAUGGUAAAGGAAACAGGUAUCUGAGAUGUUACUACUGGGCAGUUCGAACUUUAUUUACCAUUGGUGGUCUUCCAGAACCACAAAACACAUUUGAGAUUAUUUUCCAGCUCUUGAAUUUUUUCUUUGGGGUUUUUGUGUUCUCUAGUCUAAUUGGACAGAUGAGAUAUAUCAUUGGAGCAGCUACUGCAAAUCAGAACCACUUCCAUGCAUGCAUGGAUAAUGCCAUCUCUUAUAUGAAUAUGUAUUCAAUACCCAAAAUAGUGCAAAACCGUGUUCGGACUUGGUUUGAAUACACUUGGACCUCUCAAAGAAUAUUGGAUGAAUCAGAAUUCCUGGAACACCUGCCAAUCAAGAUGCAAUUGGCCAUUGCCAUCGAUGUGAACUUCAAGAUCGUGACUAAGAUCGACUUAUUCAAAGGGUGUGAUACACAGAUGAUUUAUGACAUGCUGCUGAAAUUGAAAUCCAGUGUGUAUUUACCUGGUGACUUUGUCUGCAAAAAGGGAGAGAUUGGCAGAGAGAUGUACAUCAUUAAACAGGGAGAAGUUCAAGUUCUUGGAGGCCCUGAUGGCAAUAAAGUCCUGGUUACUCUGAAAGCUGGAGCUGUCUUUGGAGAGAUCAGCCUUCUGGCAAGAGGUGGAGGAAACCGCCGGACAGCUAAUGUGGUGGCCCAUGGAUUUGCCAAUCUCUUUAUCCUUGACAAAAAGACACUCAAGGAAAUCUUAGUGUACUACCCAGACUCUGAAAAGCUCCUCAUGCAGAAAGCCAAGUUACUUCUAAAGCAGAAGGCUAAGCCCACAGAGGCCCCACCUCCAGUGAAAGGUUUUGCCCUUCUCAUCCCAUCCAAAGAAGAGACACCCAAAAUGCUUAAAGCCUUGCUGGGUGGCUCAGGUAAAACAAGUCUCGCUAGACUACUCAGACUGAAGAAAGAAAUAGCAGCUCAGGAAAAAGAUAAAAAAGCUGAGGGAGGAGAAGUCCAUGGAAAUGAAACAGCAGAAAAACAACUGGACGAGACCAAAAGUAAUUUGGGAAAUGAAAUAGAAAAACCAAUGGACAGGCUCAAAUGUAAAUCGAGACCUGUUACAGAAGUGCCCCAGCCUGUACCAAAGGCAGUCCUACCCAAGGGAAACGCUAAAGAAUCACUUAUCAUCACCAUGACCCCUUCCUCUAAUGCAGAAGAAGAAAUUCUUACAGUCGAAAUCAAAGAGAAGGCACAGUAA
This is a messenger RNA of Trichosurus vulpecula (common brushtail), 2373 nucleotides long. RefSeq names its product cyclic nucleotide gated channel subunit beta 3 (gene CNGB3). The transcript has 18 exons. Lineage: Eukaryota; Metazoa; Chordata; Mammalia; Diprotodontia; Phalangeridae. Gene Ontology annotation, cellular component: plasma membrane; photoreceptor outer segment; intracellular cyclic nucleotide activated cation channel complex. The record is from RefSeq and is a predicted model, not a curated record. The coding region runs from base 1 to 2373 and encodes 790 amino acids. Gene Ontology annotation, molecular function: protein-containing complex binding; intracellularly cGMP-activated cation channel activity; intracellularly cAMP-activated cation channel activity. Gene Ontology annotation, biological process: monoatomic cation transmembrane transport.